GCGACGCACGGCAUUCUGGGAGUUGUAGUCACACAGUAGCAGAGCUGUCACACAAGUAAUGGCUGCACCCUGACUGCUGCUGCCUGCUGCUGCUGCAAGAAGGACACAAGUGCAGGAACUGUUUCAGUUGAAAGCUGAGCGAGCAACAUCACAUACAAUAGGAAAAGACGAUUCCCUGCUUCGCCCGAUGUUCUAACAAAGUCAUACAACACCAAGAUCCAAGGUGCUAAAAUGAACAACACUCUAAGACACUGGAGAGAAGCCGCCACCCUAAUUUUAGCUGCAGGAACCCAGCAUGGGAAGAUCACCCCGAGAAUGAUCCCGCAGGUGGCCUGGAAUGAUAACCCGAAGAAAACCACUUUUGAUUAUGAGGUUCUGUUGCUGAAACGCAGCCAGAAAAGUGGUUUCAUGCCAAAUGCCUUUGUGUUUCCCGGGGGCCUUGUAGAACCUUCAGAUUUCUCCAACGACUGGAUGAAACUGUUUGAGAGGCACAGCCAGAAACCCAACUUUGGCCUAGGCGUGGUGAACCAGUCCCCCAACACCAGGUCUCCUCUCUUCCUUACGGACAGAACAGAAUUUGGCUCGCUGAUUCCCGGAGAGGUCGCUUUUCGGAUCUGCGCCAUCAGGGAGACCUUUGAAGAGUCUGGCGUUUUAUUGGUUGUUCCCGAGAACUCCGACAUUGAAGACAACCAGAACUUUGUGGAUGCCUACGAGCAAGAUCUGGAGGCGGUUGCCAAGUGGAGACAAGAGGUUCAGAAUAAUCCACUGCAGUUCAUUGAGAUGUGCAAGGAGCUGCGAUGCGUCCCUAACAUCUGGGCGCUGCAUGAGUGGGGCAACUGGCUGACCCCUUUAUUCUCCAGGAGUUCUAAUAGCAGGCGCUAUGACACAGUGUUCUUCAUCUGCUGCUUGCCGAGGAAGCCGUUGACCAGCGAUGAUCAGAAAGAAGUCUCUGCGUACAAAUGGUGGACACCUGAAGAAGCCAUUGAUGAGUAUAAGUGUCAGAAAAGCUGGAUUCCGCCUCCUCAGUUCUACGAUUUAAGCAGAUUGUGCAACUUCCCUAUGAUUCAGGAGUUAAACAGGUUCAGCCUACACCGCGCCCUGGAGGGCUGUGAAAGGUGGUUGCCUGUAUUAGUCCACGCUGAAGACGGCAUGCUGCACACACUGCCAGGAGAUGAGCUAUAUCCCGAUGAUCCGGAUGUCACGGGGGAAAUGCAAAAAAAGUACUCCACGAACAGGACCAUUGAAGAUUCUCUCCGGGAAGGAGAGCGCAUCCAUCGCCUAGUACAUAUUGACGGCGUCCCGAUUUUCUUUGUAAACACAAAGCCGAAACAUAAGCACGUCAACCCGCUCGGAACAGAUGUAAAACGUGGUACAGAGCCCAAGAGCAAGAUUUAAAUAGUAAAAUCUGAUUCAGACAAUGGGGCUCAUUCUGCAAAAUGCGUGGGAAAGGUUUUCCGGAAUGUCUCGUGAUUUGGAGCGCCAUACCCAAAAUCUACUAAAUCGUACAAAAAAGUAAAUCUGCCCCAGUAUUGGUCCUGAUUUACCUCAUGGUAAUAAAUGAUUUAGCAGAGUUCCUCAUAGUAACUAUAGGAAGAAAAUACCUGGGGACCAGAUCUGUGAUAGAAUCACCAAAAUUCAGCAAUAAUUGCAUUUUAUUUCUUUAUGUAUUCUAUUAUUAUAAGGGAAUACAUAAUUGUAUCAUUGUA
Pseudophryne corroboree (corroboree frog) is the source of this 1706-nucleotide messenger RNA. RefSeq names its product nudix hydrolase 19 (gene NUDT19). Gene Ontology annotation, cellular component: mitochondrion. The transcript is spliced from 4 exons. The record is from RefSeq and is a predicted model, not a curated record. Bases 232 to 1395 code for a protein of 387 amino acids. Gene Ontology annotation, molecular function: hydrolase activity, acting on acid anhydrides, in phosphorus-containing anhydrides. NCBI's taxonomy places the organism in Eukaryota, Metazoa, Chordata, Amphibia, Anura, Myobatrachidae.